Dentiscutata erythropus is the source of this 120-nucleotide messenger RNA. Lineage: Eukaryota; Fungi; Glomeromycota; Glomeromycetes; Diversisporales; Gigasporaceae. The record is from the annotation of a GenBank genome assembly.
CACCGAAAGAACGAAAGAAGCGCCGAAGUAACGAUGUAAGCACCAAAGGAACGACGAAAAAAGCACCGAAAGAAUAUGAAAAGAACCAAAAGGACGACAUAAAAAUUAUUGAAAAAACGU